Messenger RNA from Schizosaccharomyces octosporus yFS286, 2671 nucleotides. RefSeq names its product secretory pathway protein Sec18. The coding region runs from base 89 to 2470 and encodes 793 amino acids. Gene Ontology annotation, biological process: SNARE complex disassembly; intra-Golgi vesicle-mediated transport; Golgi to plasma membrane protein transport. The record is from RefSeq and is a predicted model, not a curated record. The transcript has a single exon. Gene Ontology annotation, cellular component: Golgi stack. Lineage: Eukaryota; Fungi; Ascomycota; Schizosaccharomycetes; Schizosaccharomycetales; Schizosaccharomycetaceae. Gene Ontology annotation, molecular function: ATP binding; ATP hydrolysis activity.
CAUGGUAAACACCAUAUUGGAUCUUCCUAAAGCAAAGUUCUGACUAUAAAAGCAAGGUAGAGAAAUCUGCCAUUCAUCAAGUUAUAUCAUGGAUUCGAAGUGGAAGCUUCCUUUUAUGUCAAAUAAAUCGCCGGUAGAGCCACCAACUAGAAAACCGUUGAGUGGCAGUUAUUCACGGCAGAGUACUCACUCAUCAUCAUCUAACCCUUUUGAACAAAAGUUACCAAUGCCUUCAAACGUAGAUGUACGCCGUCCUUCAGGACCUUUUCGGAUUGUGAAAGCUACUUCUACAGAAGAUGCAUUGACGAAUUGUAUUAUUGUCUCACCAAUGGAUUUUCGUGAGCAGUACAUCAUUGUUGACAAUUUGAGAGUUUUCAGUACAAAGCCUGUGCCUGGAUUUCCACAAGGAUGCUUGGGAGCUUCACAACCUCAUCGAGAAUGGGCUUCUUGGUCUCUCAACCAACAAGUGAACGUUGCAAGUUAUGACCCUUAUGGACCCAAUGGAGCACCUUACUUGAGUGCUCUAGAAUUAGAAGUUGAUUUUCAAAAUCGUAAUCGCACAACCAACGAAGCUUUGGAUGGGGAAGAGAUGUCUCAGCUGUUCGCCAAUAGCUAUCAAAAUCAGGUGUUCGCUCCCGGACAAAAAAUUGUCUUUGAUUUCAAGUCCUUUAAUAUAAAGGCUACUGUUCGCUCCAUUUCAUGUGUUGAUCUCUUACUCUCGGAUUCGCCAGAUCAAGGGAUCAAUACCAAAACGGAUCCUGAUUCUCGGGGAAUUUUAACUGCCCAAACAGAAAUCCAUUUCACUAAAGGUGCUAACAGUUCAGUACGUCUUAAGGCUAGUAUGAAGCGUCCAGCUACAAAUGCUAUUUUACAACCUGGUUUUAAAUUUGAAGACAUGGGAAUUGGUGGUCUUGAUACCGAAUUUAGUGCCAUUUUCCGUCGUGCAUUUGCUUUACGCCUUUUUCCGCCAGGUAUGAUUGAGAAAUUAGGUAUCAGUCACGUAAAGGGUAUUCUGCUUUACGGCCCUCCUGGAACGGGUAAGACAUUGGUUGCUCGUCAAAUUGGUAAAAUGCUUAAUGCCCGUGAACCAAAAAUUGUAAAUGGUCCGGAAAUUUUAAAUAAGUAUGUCGGUCAAAGUGAGGAAAAUGUCCGUAAACUUUUCGCCGAUGCCGAACGUGAAUACCGUGAGCGUGGAGAGGAAUCUGGACUCCAUAUUAUUAUCUUUGAUGAAUUGGAUGCCAUUUGUAAGAAGAGAGGCAGCUCUGGAGGUGAUACUGGAGUCGGUGAUCAGGUAGUUAACCAGUUACUUGCGAAGAUGGACGGUGUUGAUCAAUUAAAUAAUAUACUCGUGAUUGGUAUGACUAAUCGUAAAGACAUGAUUGAUGAAGCACUCGUUCGUCCUGGCCGUUUGGAAGUUCAUGUUGAAAUUUCGCUUCCUGAUGAACAUGGACGUCUGCAAAUUUUGAAGAUUCAUACUGGACGCAUGGCUUCCAACGGAAUUUUGGAGGAUGAUGUGGAUUUGAUGGAAUUGGCAAGUCUCACUAAAAACUUUUCUGGUGCUGAAAUUGCUGGUCUAAUUAAAAGCGCUUCGAGUUUUGCAUUCUAUCGUCACAUCAAAGUAGGUACUACUGCUGCUGUUUCUGGAGAUUUGGAAAACAUUAAAGUUAAUCGCAACGAUUUUUUGAAUGCUCUUAAUGAAGUUCAUCCCGCAUUUGGUGUUAGUGAAGAAGAACUUGAGAGUCGUGUACAGGGUGGUCUUAUUAAUUAUGCAAAGCAUAUUGAAGAAAUCUUUACGGAAGGCAAGUUAUUUGUUCAGCAGGUUAAAAACUCCGAACGCACUCGUUUAAUGAGUGUUUUAUUGUCAGGACCUAUAGCUUCAGGUAAAACUGCAUUGGCAGCAACUAUUGCUUUGGGAUCCGAUUUUCCGUUUAUUAAGCUAGUGACUGCCGAAAGUAUGGUAGGCAUGAGUGAAAAUGCUAGAGUAUCCUAUGUGAACGGCGUGUUUGAGGAUAGCUACAGAAGUCCUCUUAGUGUAAUCGUUGUGGAUGAGAUAGAGCGUCUUAUUGAUUGGGUUCCCAUUGGUCCUCGAUUUUCAAACACGUUGCUUCAAACUCUAAUGGUGCUUUUCAAAAAGCAACCCCCUAAGGGCCACCGUUUGCUUAUCCUUGCUACCAGUUCAGAGAGAACAAUGCUUUCUCGGAUUGACAUGACAAAAUCUUUUGAUGCUGAAUUGGCUGUGCCCAAUGUCGGAAAUAUUGAAGAAUUAGAUCGUGUAUUACAGUCUAUAGAUUAUUUUGCUGAUACGAAUGUCCGUGCAGAUAUUUUACAAAGACUACAAGGCUACACGGGUACAGAAAAGGUUGAUGUUGGAAUUGCGAAAAUCCUUUUGAUUGCUGAAACAGCUAAACAAGACAUGGAUACCGCCUCUUGUUUCGUGGAAAGUCUGGCAAAGGCAAUACCUAUGGAGUAAGUCUAAAUUAUCGUCAGCAACUAAACCCAAUCAUAAUUUGCGUAAAGCAUAAAUACUUUUAUAUAUUGUAUAGUCGUUUGAAAUUGCUCGUAAUGUUUUUUAUGAGCAACAGUGAAACAUAUGUUAGAUGUUAUGAAUAACUAAUGAUAAUUUGGUGUAAGACAAUUAAAUAAUUUAUCUAACUAAUGUUGCGAAAGUAAA